UGGGUCUACUGCGGCCUCUAAGGGACUUGCUGUACUCUCUUUAAUCACCAUGCCGGGCGCGCUGCACUCGCUCCUGCUCACCCUCGUCGCUGCUCUCGAUGUUGCUCUCGCACUCUCUUUAUCUCCGCGCAACACGACCGUGCAGUCGACCCAGCAGCUUCUCUCCGCCUACCAGCUACUGAACUUCACCGUCGGCGGCAGACUCGCCUCUGCAGUGCCGCUCGAGAAGCCCUGUUUCUCCUCUUACGAAGGCAAGCCCGUGGCAGCCAAUUCUGCCGCGUGCGCGGCCGUCCAGGCCAACUACACCGAUCCCACAUUCAGGGUCACGCAGUUUGGCGCGUACAUGCUCCCCCAAUGGGAGACCUGUCAAGCGCAGGCGUCGAACGGGUGCUUGCUGGAUUCUAAUGACCCGACCAAUCCUUUGGCGUUCCAGGGCGCGGAUUGUCGGUUGGGCAAUAUUCCCCCUCAUUAUAUUAAGGUCAAAUCUGCUUCGGACGUCCAGGCCGCGCUCGCGUUCUCGAGGUCUACAGGUAUACGUCUGUCGGUGAAGAACAAGGGUCACGACUACAAGGGCAGGUCCAGCGGCAAGGACACGCUCUCGCUGUGGACGACCGGCUUGAACUCGAUCUCCCAUAACGCGAAAUUCAAGCCCACAGGUUGCCAGGCGACUUACGACGCGAUCACGGUUGGCCCGGGUGUGCUGACGCAGGAUGUCUACGAGUUCGCGGACAGUGUGAACCGGACAGUUAUUGGCGGCUACCACCAGACGAUAGGCUUCGGCGGGGGCUACUUUUUGGGCGGCGGACACAGUAUCCUCAGCCCCGUGUACGGCCUUGCCGUCGACCGUGUUGUGCAAGUCAAAGUGGUCACACCCGACGGUGUCCUCCGUACCGCGAACGCGUGCCAGAACAGCGACCUGUUCUUCGCGCUCCGCGGCGGCGGAGGCAGCACGUUCGGCGUCGUCAUCGAGUCCUCGCACCGCACUGAGCCGCGCAUCACUAUUCAAGCAUCGGUGCUCAGGUUCACGCCGAGCGCAUCGGACGACCUCGCAGAGUGGUACUCGCUCAUGGUCAACCAGUCGCACGGCUGGGCGCAGGCCGGGUGGGGCGGGCACAUCGUCGGCCCAACCCUGGUCCACGUGAACCCGCUACUGAACCAUACAGCCGCACAGGCGUCCAUGAAGCCUGCAGUGGACUUCGUGACCGCGCGCAACGGCUCCGUCGUCGUCGAGGAGCUGCCGUCCUGGCUCGCGUUCUUCAACAAGUACGUGACCAUGGCGCAGGCGGCGGUGGGUCCGGAGCUCGAGCUGGGCACGCGGCUGAUCCCGACGAGCGUGUUCACGAGCGAGGCGGGCCGCGCGGCGCUCAUCGCGCUCAUCAAGGAGAACCUGCCCAUCGCGAGCCCGUACAUCGUCGCGGGGACGCCGUUCAACUUCAAGGCGGAGACGAACGCGACGAGCGUUACGCCCGCCUGGCGCAACUCGGUCUGGCAUCUGUCGAUCAAGGCACAGUUUGAGUACAACACGACGCUGGCGGAGCGCAAGACACUGUACAACGGCCUUGAGACGCGCCUGCAGAAGUUCCGUGACCUCACGCCCGGGAGCGGCGCGUACUUCAACGAGGGCGACGUGUAUGAGCCCGACCACGAGACGUCGUACUGGGGCGCGAACUACCCGAAGCUCCUCGCGGUUAAGCGUAAAUACGAUCCGGAGGGUCUUUUGGACUGCUGGCAGUGUGUGGGCUGGAAGGGCGCAUCCGACCCUUUGUACCAGUGCUACGUCAGUUUGUGAUCGCCUGGAAGUGCAAGCCGAGCAGGGAACGCGCUACCAUAAUACAUACCAUAAUGCAGGGCUCUAAGAGUACGCAUGGGUGACAGCGCAGUAACAACUCAUCGUGGAGAGUGUCAUGCAAGUACUAAUGUUCGUCGAUAUGUACGCGCUGCCAGUGGGCCUAGUAAUGC
Messenger RNA from Trametes versicolor FP-101664 SS1, 1959 nucleotides. Its product is annotated as FAD-binding domain-containing protein. Bases 50 to 1789 code for a protein of 579 amino acids. The transcript is spliced from 15 exons. Gene Ontology annotation, molecular function: FAD binding; oxidoreductase activity. The record is from RefSeq and is a predicted model, not a curated record. NCBI's taxonomy places the organism in Eukaryota, Fungi, Basidiomycota, Agaricomycetes, Polyporales, Polyporaceae.